Haliotis rufescens (red abalone) is the source of this 1755-nucleotide messenger RNA. RefSeq lists its product as uncharacterized. The record is from RefSeq and is a predicted model, not a curated record. The transcript is spliced from 2 exons. NCBI's taxonomy places the organism in Eukaryota, Metazoa, Mollusca, Gastropoda, Lepetellida, Haliotidae. Bases 729 to 1352 code for a protein of 207 amino acids.
UUCAAGUUUUGUGGCAUGUUUCUUGUGCAUCUAAGCAUGUCUAUGUAUAGCUGACCAAUGGUCAGGGCAUGUUUACCCCUGUAAGACCUAAGCUUCAUCUCUACUUGGCCCUUCUUCUGCAGCAGCAGCAGCAGCUUUUCAUGCCUGUCACUGUCCGCAGACAGUAGGUCACUGCCAAUAGUCUUGCCUAGACUUGCCAAACAUGUCAAUACUUGAUUAUCUCAAACUAUUCCAGAAUGUGUUCUCAGCAGGAUUAAACCCACUACCAGCAAAGUACAUUUGUUCUUGCAUUCAAAUACUUAUGUUGUGUAACAAUAUUUCAGAGGCUAUGUAUUCAUAAACAUGUGAUAUUUGUUCUUAGACACUCAUUGCAUAACGUUAUCUAUGAUAGCUAUUUACUAGUUUAGAUAAGCUGGAGGUACACCAUUAUUACAUCCUUGCUCCAUAUUACUGUAGCCAUCAAGACUAUGUAUAUAUCAACACAGUGAGAUUUUAGGGAGGACACUGUUCUCAUGUGCCAUACUUUGAAAAGAUGAAUGUAUUAUUUCGGCCUGUUACUAUUUACUUUUCUAAGACAGGUUUCAGUCAUGUUCUCUUCAUGUAAAUAAGUUAAGUUUCAAAUCUUGCAUAGGUUCUUUAGCAUUAGCCUUCUUAUCAACAUUGAUGGUCCAUGCUUUCACUAAGCUUGUGGUCACCUGACACACACCACAGCAAAUGCACAUUUGGUUAUGUUCACAAGUGCAGAAGACUUCAUUCAAAGCAUUCCGGGGGAAGACUCCCAUGAUCCUUCCUUCAGGGCAUUCCUGGGAAGACUUGCAUGGUCCUUCCUUCAGGGAAUUCUGGGGAAGACUCUCAUGAUCCUUCCUUCAGGGCAUUCCUGUGAAGACUUGCAUGGUCCUUCCUUCAUGGCAUUCUGGGGAAGACUCCCAUGGUCCUUCCUUCAGGACAUUCCGGGGAAGACUCCUAUGGUCGCUUCAGGACAUUCCAGGGUAGACUUGCUUGGUCUCUUAAGGACAUUCUGGGGUAGAAUUGCAUGGUCCUUCCUUCGGGGAAUUCUGGGGAAGACUCUUAUGGUCCUGUCUUCGGGGCUUACCGGGGAAGACUCUCAUGGUCCUUCCUUCAGGGCAUUCAAGGGAAGACUCCCAUGGUCCUUUCUUCAGGACAAUCCGGGAAAGACUCCCAUGGUCCUUCAGGACAUUCUGGGGAAGACUCCCAUGGUCCUUCCUUCAGGGAAUUCUGGGAAAGACUCUCAUGGUCCUUCCUUUGAUAUAUUCAGGGGAAGACUCUCAUGGUCCUUCCUUCAGGGCAUUUUGGGAUUGGUCCCAUCAGCCCAUGCUUGUUGUAACAACUAACGACUGAGGAGUUUGUUGUGUGACUUGGGGUGUGUCAUCAUGCCCGAUGGAGUGCCCUGUGGGUGCUAACCGCUAUAGACUGUCAGACCCAGAUUGUAUGAUUUUAAAGAUGCCAUGAUACGGCAGAAAUAUUGCUCACUAUGGUGUAAACAACAUUCACUCACUCACUCAAUCACUCACACACUAACUUGCUCAUUCCACAUCCAAGUCACGAUGUCACUGUUUCUGCUAGUUUACACUAACUGGCAUUCCCACAAUGUGUCCUAAAUUGCAAAGAUGGUCAACAUUGACACAUUCUAUGAAUAAACAUACAAGAUUCAACUAUUAGGAUAUGUAUAAGAAAUAAUGUUUUUACUUUGCACAAAAAGAAAUUCACAAAACUAAAUAAUUUCUUACCCAACUU